CAGACUGCAGAUCACAGCAAGACAGUACGCAGCUGCAAAGUCAAACGCUUGACGUUCUGACGUUAGUCGUUAGUCGUUUUUGCUUAUCUUCUUACCGUACAUUAUUCUAAUUUUUUAGAAAUCAAACUUGGGUGCUGGAUUCAAAUGCCCACAAAUCAUGAGUUUCAUGUACAAGGCGAUGAUGACUCGUGGUCCCAACAAGCGUAAGAUCAAAGUAAAUGAAGAGAAUCUUGUUGGAUUGAUGACAAAUGAUGAUGAGGAUGAAGAGGAAGAUGAAGAUUUCACAAUCUCAAAAGAGAAUGAAGAUGACGAUGAUGAGAGUGACUCUGGAGAUAGCAAUACGGAGUCAUCAUCCACAGAUGAAGAAGGAAAUGAAAGUGAUCAUUCCAAUGAACAAGAAAAAUCUUCAUCUAAGAAAACAAGUCAAGGGGCAUCUUGUUCUAGUUUACAGAAGAGUAAGUUUGUGAAACAUUGCAAACCUAAGAAAAUAUCAACCCAGCAGACAGUGAGGGAACUACAUUCACAGAUAUUUUCAGAAUAUUAUGGAUUACCAACUUCUACCGCAGAAAUAUUAACUCAAGCUAAGAAACAAUGGAGACAAUCAGAAAUUGCUGUGGAAAAUAUGGCAACAUGGCCUGAUGCCAUCUGUGCAGUUUGCUUGGAUGAAGUAGAUACAAUGUUUAGAAGUCAGUCAUUGACUUGUCAGAUGUGUGGUAUCUCAGUCCACGAAGGAUGUUACAAUAUCCAAUUCAAGUCGAAUAGCAGAGGGAGUCUUGAUGGUGUUUGGAUAUGUGAUUCUUGUGUACAAAGUGGAAAUGAUAAUGUUUGCCAGUUCUGUCCUAACACCUGGGGAUGCUUGAAAGAAACAAAAUGUGGAAGAUGGUGUCAUCUCGUUUGUGCCAGGAAUAUUCUUGCCGACUUUCUAUACAAUUCACCUUCGAAUUCAAGGAAAUCUCCCGUAGCCAAAAGCACUAUUUAUAUAAAUUUGAACGACUGUAAUAAUAAAAUGUUUGGAGCAAAAGAUUGUGUUUUAUGUGAAGAUAGACUUGUGUCUAAGACAGGAAUUUGCAUAAAAUGUGAUGCUGGAUUAUGCAAAUCGACAUUUCAUGUGACAUGCGCUCAACGACAUGGAUUGCUAUCAAAACUUUCAGGAUCUGGUGAUAAUAACAACAACAAUAAUUUUGGGGAAACUUAUUACGCCAACUGUCCUCUGCAUUCAAAUAAAGAAGAAAUGAAAAAACGACAAAAACGGUUUAUAUUGCAUUUGAAAACUUCUGAACUUCAAAAGUAUAAGUUGGCUCAAAGAAGUGUGAUAGAAAAGAAUAAAGUCACUGGAAAAACAAUUGAAUUGAGACAAGCCAAAAGAAAACGAAGUGACACAUAUAUACCGCCAAGACCUCCGUUAGAACAAAUACCAAGAUUAUUGUCAUCUGAUGCUCAUUUCACUCGAUUGCUGAAUAACAAAGCAGAAAAGAUGUUUGGAAUUAAUACUAAAUGUCCUGCGACUAUCAUUCCCAAGGCAACAGAGAUAAGAAAGCGUCAUUAUGUUGCUCCUUCCUUGACAACUGACUUCUCUGCUUAUUUCGUUGAUCGUGAGUUAAGAAUAGAAGAGGAAAAAAGCUGUCUUUCAUCAGCGAUCGCAACUAACCGAGGAUUAUCAGAAGAACAAGAAUGGGAAAGACAUAAAUAUAAUGAGCAUCGUAAAACAAUCAAUGAACUUAAAUCAAAUCGUAAUGAUUUGAAAAAUGACUUGGAUAACUUAAAACAAAUGUUAUCUUCAAUCGCUGAUUGGGCUAGAAGUCCAUAUUCCCACAUUGCUCCAGUGUUAGGAUCAAAAAGAAGGAAGUCCAUUACUCCUCGAAAAAUGACUCACUCGUCGAAUCUUCAAGUUUCCCCGACUUCUAAGAGACUCAGCUGGGAAGGGGAUGGUAUCGGAAGAGAUUUGCCAACUUCACCAACAUCUCCUGCUUCUAAUAAAGAUAAUAUUCCUGAUGCCGAAUCUAUUAUUGAACUGAAAAGUUGUGGGAUAUGUAACGGACAAGAAAAUCAACAUUUAUUAGCAAAAUGUGACGUUUGUAGAGAGUGGCAACAUCUUGCAUGUCUUGAUCCUCCACUAACUCAAAUGCCUAAACGAACAAAGUUUUCUUUAUGGCAAUGCUCAGAAUGUAUAGAUACAAGUGGUUCAUCUUCAUCUGAUAAUGACACUGAUAAUCAUGGUACAUUCACUGGUCAAGAUGGACGUAGGGUGACAAGAAGAUUACGUAGAGUUCCCGAUAAACUUGCUGUUGGAUUUCCAGAUGAUAAUAAAGCAGUUACAAAGACAACAAGCAUGAUUGGACAUACAAAGUUGGCAAGGAAAAGAAGAAGAAAAAUGCAAGAAGCAUUGAAAAAAUUUAGGAACAAACCUGAGCUUAAACAAAAUAUAGGAAUGGAGAAAGAAACUAGUGCGACUGUCAGUACACCAUCAAAUUCAUUUUGGAUCCAGACAACUGGCUCAAAAUCUUUUAUGGAAGAUGCAAAAAAAUCUUUACCAUUUAUUGUAUCGGGUCAAUCUAAGCUUCAAACAGAUUUACAGAAGUCACUGAAUAAGUUACAAUCAGCAAAAGUGAACACUAAAACAUCAUUCAAAUCUGGGAACACUAUAUCUAGUAUCUCACAUAAACCUGUCACAGCUGGCUACCAAUUGAACAAAUCUAAUAAGGCACUGGUCUCUAAUGUUUCCAGAACAAUGAAAUCUUAUACUGCUAGUAGGCAAAUGCGAAAAAUCAUAAUUUUAAAAAAGCGUAUCAUUUCACCUCAUCGACCAAUGGGAUUGGGAAAAGCGAAAAAAGUACUUUCCAUUCCUUCGAAAGAAAUUAGGAAAGUAUUAAUUCCGGUAAAAACACGUACAGUCAAUGCUGCUACAAGUAAUGCAAUGACGGGUGAGGUGAAAAAUUCACCAGUUUUAAAUACUGAGAAGCUUACUACGGUAGCUGCACCACCUGAAGCCAGGCUGAACAUGAUGAAGAAGGUCACACAACCUGAAAAAAAGAAUCAGGUCAAAAAAUCAACAAUUCCAGUUAAAGUGGAGAAAAAAAUUCGGUAUUGUGAUGUAUGUAAUAAAUGUGAUGAUGAAGUACAUAUUGUUAGUUGUGAAACAUGCAAGAAACAUUAUCAUUGGGAAUGCUGUGAUCCACCAUUGAAGACAAAUCCAGUAAAGAAAUGGAUGGCCUGGGAAUGUUCGAAUUGUGUAGACGAGAGAGAAGAAAAAGAAGAAGAAGAAUUUGAUAAAGAGCAAACUAUCGAUGAUGAAAGCACAGCAGUGGCAUCGUCUGGUCGUCGAGUUAUAAACCGAAAACGUAAACCACCUCAAGUCUUUGAACCUGACUUCAAUGUGUCUACACAACAGAAGAUAUUUCGUUCCAUUGCAAAACAGAAGUUACGGAAGAAAGGGUCUUCCGUUAUACAGCGAACUCCAGAUGGCAACAGGAAUAAACUAUUUGGUCAUCAAACAAACAUGGGAGAAGCUGCAGCUCGUUGUCGACCAGUUGAAAACAGCUUGAAACUUUCUUCUUUAAAAUUCACAUCGGCGUAUUCUAGCACUACACCAAAAAUUUUGAAUCCAGAAUUACUUCAAUCUACACCACCACAGUCUUUAAAAAUGUCUCCUCCUGUUGUUAUUUUACCAGCUUCUACCUCAAAAAUUAAAGUUCUGAAUUCUUUAUCGGGUUUGGAUUUUGCCAAAUUUAAAACAAUAUCUGUCAUUAAGUCUUCCAUGCCAUUUAUUGCCAACUCACCACCCAAGACGGAUAGUCCAAACAUGCCUGUGACUAGUAAUGCUGAUAUAUCUCCACCAACGAAAAAUUAGCAAAGGAGAAUCUACGUUCUUCAAAUAAAAAAACUUUUGUCUGCAACAUAACAUGGCUUUCCAACUUUUUUAUUGCACUUUACGACACAUAGAUUUAUUCGGUUGCUGCAUACCACUUAAGUUCACCUCAAAGAACACAUACAUCAUAAUUACUUUGAAACAUUUGGGAGCUUGUUACUCGAAUUAUUAUCCAGCACUCUAGUUGGAAUAUUCGGUUGUGAACUGUCGUGCUUUCACAAAUAUGCUACGGAUGAAAAAUGAUGCUAAUCGGGCUAGCUAGCCCAUGUGACUACGUUACAUUAUAUACAUACUUGCGUAUAUUACAGUUGAAAAACAAAAGAAAAUUAACUGUAGCGAGUUUACAUUAUUACAUUUCUCUGUGGAAUUUUUUUCAUUUCAAUAUUUGUAAAACAUAAGUACAAUUUCGAAGCUUGGUAGCAUGUCCACAAAAGGUUGGGACCAUGGUUUUCGAACUUAUGAGAUGGCAUGUUCAUUAAUAACAACUGAAACGAGAAUAUCGGUUGGAAACCGAAGACU
Styela clava is the source of this 4384-nucleotide messenger RNA. RefSeq lists its product as uncharacterized. Gene Ontology annotation, biological process: histone catabolic process. The record is from RefSeq and is a predicted model, not a curated record. Lineage: Eukaryota; Metazoa; Chordata; Ascidiacea; Stolidobranchia; Styelidae. Gene Ontology annotation, molecular function: ubiquitin-protein transferase activity. Gene Ontology annotation, cellular component: Lid2 complex.